GCGAGAUAAGCCUGUAGCUUGGACGAGCUAACGGUGAGGUGAUGUAAUGUUCCCCUUUUGGUGAGGACGGAUGGCGGUGUGCGCCAGGCUCUGCGGAGUGGGGCAGUCGCGGAGGUGCAGGCGGCGACAGCGACAGAACCAGCAGGGCCAAGACAGUGACUCUGAGAUGGAUAUGGACGAAGAAGAGGGAGAACGGAUUGUGGGUAAAAUUAAAGCCGAGGCCAGUUCCUGCCCGCUGGACGACGCAACUGCUGUACCUGGGCCGGUGGCCGCAGAUGUCAACAAACACCACGGCAGCAGCAGAACCCCGAAUCCGCAGUCAUUAUUGCAGCUACCGCCUGAACUGUUGGUUCAUAUAUUCUCUUCGUUGCCGGGUACAGCGCUACCGAACCUAGCGCUUGUCUGCAAAAAAUUCAGGCAAAUUCUCAACACUGAAACUAUAUGGCGAAGACGCUGCAACGAGGAGUUUGGUAUGAUGGAGGAUCUUCGUAAGAUGGAGGUGGUGGGUGUGUCCAGCCGGGAGUUAUAUGUGAAACGGGUCGAUCCAAGGGUCAAGUCAGGACGUUUUAUCAAACUCCUUCCAGAUUAUGAGCACAUGGACUAUCGGGAUAUAUAUACCCACUUGCUGCACCCGUACAGACACAUCUUGGGCCUGUGGCAGCCAGACAUCGGCCCAUACGGAGGGCUGCUUAAUGUGGUGGUGGAUGGCUUGUUUAUUAUUGGUUGGAUGUACCUGCCUCCUCAUGACCCCCGUGUCGAGGACCCCAUGCGUCGACGGCCCCUGUUCCGCAUUCACAUGUGGGAGAGCAGCAAGGCCCUUGUGGAGUGCAUGUAUGGCCACAAGGGACCACACAAGGGCGAUAUUCAAACGGUGAAGAAGGAUGAGUUCUCCACCAAGUGUAACCAGACAGAUUACCAUCGCAUGCCUGGGGGCAGGCAGGAGGAGUUUCGUACGUGGCUGGAGGAGGAGUGGGGGAGGACACUGGAGGAGAUCUUCCAUGAGCACAUGCAGGAGCUCAUACUCAUGAAGUUUAUCUACACCAGCCAGUAUGAUAACUGCUUGACGUACCGGCGUAUCUACCUCCCCCCGCCCCUGCCCUCGGACCUGCUGCAGCCUGGCCUCUUCAAGGGCACCUAUGGCAGCCAUGGUCUGGAGAUCGUCAUGCUCAGCUUCCACGGUCCGCGAGCCAAAGGAACCAAGCUCACUGGGGACCCCAACGUGCCAGCAGGUCAGCUGACUCUGGACGUGGACCUGAGACGAGCGCUGCAGCUGCCAGACCUGGAGUCCCAGCAGAGCGUGGAGGAGCUGUCCCGGUUGGUCCUAGGGGUCCACGAGCAGGUGCAGCGUGAAGCCCAGGAGCCGCCCCCCCAAGGGGCAGAAGGCGGAGCGGAGUCUGAGGAGAGGGCAGGACCUGUGUCGGGGGCAGAAGCCAUGCCUGCCAGUUCUUCCCGCGAACCUCUGCCCUUCGUUUUGCCCCUGGGUAUCAUGGCUCGAAACGAGGUGUACCCUCGUUCCUGCAAGAUGUGCUUUUAUGGCACGGGCCUGAUCGCGGGCCACGGCUUCACGAGUCCCGAGCGCACGCCCGGGUUGUUCGUCUUGUUCGAUGAUGACCGCUUUGGGUUCAUAUGGCUGGAGCUGAAGUCCUUCAGUCUGUACAGCCGUCUGACGGACCGCCUUCCCUACGCCCAGGCCCCUUCUAUGGAGCACUUUGAGGACAUGCUGCGGAGUAUGCAGUCCUGGACGUCCUGACGGAAGCCCCGCCCCGCCCUGCCGACGCCCUGCCCCAUAGCAGCAUGCACACGGGUCAUGUGAUGCAGGAACACACCGCUUUCCAAACUAAUUGGUGAUGAUGAUGAUUUUAAUACUGCUGGAAAUGAUUUCACCUGACAAACUGCGUGCCUCCAUUUUGUAAUCAAUAUUUAAUCAGAGCUUAGCUUACUCCAAGAGGAGACACAUACUCACAAAUAUGUAGUAUAUGAAAAAUAAGCUGUAAUCAUGCAGUUUGUAUGAGAGUGUGAAGGCCCUGUUCUGUAAUGUACGCUGCUGUACUACAAAGUGCAUGGCACUCUCAAUAUGAAGAUGAGUUAAAAUGUUAAAAUACUGAAAGGUUUGGUAGGCCUGAAUCUCUGAGCUGCUGUUCCUGUCUUCUUUCCCCACCAAGUAGCUCUGCCCAUGGUCAGGAAUCUCAUCAUGUGAUUGGUUACUUGUUUAGUUCAUUGUGUGAUUGGUAGCUUGUUUCUGAGGGCUUCGUGAUCAGGUGGAUUAUGGCUCCUUACUCUCACCCCUGACUCUCUGCAACACUAAUUUACAUGGGUGGGUUUAAUGAUGAGACAUAGCACUUUUGUCUUAGUCUGGAACCUGCAACCUUUUCUGCCCAAUCUCUUAAAAUGCUGUUUUCCUGUAGCCAUGUGGCAGCCCCUUAGUAAAGCAUCAUCAGGUUUACCUGUUAAUGGGAAAUGUCAUAAUCUCACUGUUAUGACACAGAGAGAAAGCCUUGCAGAGACAAGAGUAAAGAUGCAGAUGGUAGCCAUCUUUCUGCUGACCAGCCUGAGUGUGUCUAAUGGCCAACAUGGUUCUGUGUGUCUGAUCCGAGUCAACGUGGUGCUGUGUGUAAUGGGUCUCAGACUUGAUCCUUUGGACCCACCAUACAUGCUUGUUUUUAUUUCCAACCAUAAUUUCCCUCUUAAGGCUAUGUCUGCCAUUAAGAAUACAUGUUCUACAUUCACAUCCUGGGAAUAGGAGGAUAGACUAAUGAUUUAAUUGUCUGUGAUUUGCUGGAUGAUAAAUGAUUCCUUUAGAAAUAAUUUACUUUUAAAAUUGACUAUAUUAUAAACUGACAGGUCAAAUCAGUGAGGUCCUAGCUGGUCAUCUGGUCACUGAAACUAAACUAGCCUUUUGUAAAAAACGGCUAAGCCCAAGUUUCUAAACUACUGGCAGGGAGAGAGAGAGAAGGGUAGAACAGCAGCCGUAAGGAGGAGCCAAUGCAGUAUUAUCAAUCUAUACAAUACAGUAGUCAUUUGUUCUGUUAUACUGCAUGGAGAAGAAAGGGCUACAAAACGACAGCAGAAUUAUUGACAUAUUUAUUUAUAAUGUGCAGUUUAUGUGCUGGUCUCAGACCCGAGCAAUGCGCAGUGAGGCUUCCACUUUUUAAGUGCACUUUUAAAGCAGGUAAUGGAUGUGUGAUUAAAUACAUUAACUCUAGAUUUAGCCAUACUUUUCUAUUUCAUUGAAGCUUGGGUUCAUUGAAGUCUCAUUUACAGGCGUUCACAGAAACAAAAAUACAGUUAGACGUAUACGCACACAUACCAGUUAUUUCAUGAGUAUAUAUUAAUUGUAAGCUCUUUGAUUUAGAUACGGGUGCACGUAGUUUCGUUGAUAUUGACGAAUUUUAGUACAAAAAAGUUUUAGAAGUGCAUCACUCAGCUUGCCAAAAAAGGCAAUUUUGUUCAAAGGUAUGGCUGUAAGGACUCUUGUUUUGUUCUCAUAUGUAACAGUGGUGUCUAUCUGAUUUGCAAUUGUUUGAAUAUUGAAAUGUUAAUUUUAUUUUUUGGGGGUUUCAUUUGUACAUGUCAAAUACCACUUCCACUGGACUUCACAGAGUUCUGCAGCUUUACUGGUUCUCUGUUCUCAAUAAACACAAAAAUGUA
Messenger RNA from Conger conger (European conger), 3648 nucleotides. It is a transcript of the gene fbxo31, whose product is annotated as F-box protein 31. Gene Ontology annotation, molecular function: protein binding. The record is from RefSeq and is a predicted model, not a curated record. Lineage: Eukaryota; Metazoa; Chordata; Actinopteri; Anguilliformes; Congridae. Bases 71 to 1750 code for a protein of 559 amino acids. The transcript has 10 exons.